ACGGACUGAAACUGAAGGCGAGCGGCAAUGUCCAGUGCGCGCUGCAAGGGGGACCGCGGUCGUGGAUUUUGCGCCUCUACAUCAUUCAUAUUUAGAAUAGAAUAGAUAAUAACCGCGGCGAAAUUGAAAUAACUGUUGCUCUUGCGCGGUUUUACAUUUAUAAUAAUAAUAACAGUAAUUAUUGUUACAAGGAAACUAACAAAAUAUUUAAGUAAAACGUGGUGUGUACUGAAGGCUGUCUCUCUCCCGCCUGGAAUCUCUUUCUCGCCCGAUACGAGUGCGAGUACGAGUGUAAGAUUUAACGCGACUUGUAGAAACAAAAAAAUUUAUAUAUAUAUAUGUAUGUAUAUAUAAUAUGAGACAAGCCGUGGUGUGGUUUUGCUGAAGCGAACUAGACGACGCAGAAAGCGCCAAGUGUGAUGUGUGAUAGUUUUUGAGUUGUGUGGAGCUCAACUCAGUGCCGUGGUGCUCAAGAACCGCGGGAGUUGAAAAGAGUAAACUAAACACAUAACAACCGAGGAGAGGAGAGGGAGAGAGUGAAAAGUGAGUGGUAGAGUAGUUUUGUAGACGUGUCAGAGAGUGAGCGAGAGGUUGAUAGCCAAGUGACAGAGACCCGACGACGUUGCUCGUGGGGGUUGCAAAGGGGUGUGGAGGUGGAGAUAAAUAAUCGUAGAUAUUUAUUGUUAAUCCACAGUUUGUUGUUUAUGUAAAAAGUACAUAUGUAAAAAAUAUCUUUGGCGUCCAGUCAGCUCGCCGGUGACGGCGUCUAGUGUUUAGUCGAGUUAGCGUCUCCUCCCGCGUGUGAUGUUUUAUUCUACACUCAACCUACCUCGUAUGUCUAUUUAUCUCUCAGUACUGUUACUGUACAUACGAUCCUCAUAUAGGAGUACAGUACAAUCAAGAAGUUAAGUGAAUAAAUAUAUAAAGUAUAUAUAUAACAAUAAUAAUAAUAAUAAUAAUAAGAAUAAUAGUGUAGUGUAGUGUUGAUAAUAAUAGCAUGUAAAUGUAAUAUUGGUAUUGGAGUUGGUAUUGGAGUUUAAGUUGCUAUUGCUGGUGAGUGCUGGGUGCUAGAGCCAGAGCCAGAGCCACCAUGAGUUGUCAGGCCGUCUAGCGUAGUAGUAACACGAAGAGCGAGAGAGACGGCUCUGAGGGGAGUGCGACAGUCGAGGGAGAGACGGAGCGAGGCUCUAAAGCAGCAGCAGCAGCAGCAGCUCAAAGGCGGUAUAAAAAUGGCGUCCGAUAACGAAGCCUCCUGCGUGAGUGACCCAAAUUUUGCUGUGAUCUGUUCAUUUCUUGAUUGUUUUGGUAAAUCAUGUGGCAUAGAGUACCCGGAUAUUGCGACACUGCAAAAAAUGCUCGAGGACACCCAUGAAGUGCCGCAACAAUUAGUGGAUCUGCAUAUAAAAUUGUUACGAAAAACUAGAAAAAGUGUUACGACUGAAAAGUGGGAACGAGCAUUAGUUAAAUUUUGUCACACGUACUCCAAUCAGGAUGGCUGGGAACUCGAGAGAUUUGGAUACAAAAAAGCUCGAGUCAGUGUUAAAUUACGCUUACUCAAGGUGCUUUUAGAAACUCAAUUUGACUUGAAUCAAAAAUUUAAAAAUGAAGUUAAUAAACAAAUGGCAAAUGAACUUCGACUUGAACCAUUGGGACGCGACAAAACGGGUCUAGCUUAUUGGUUCCAGUUGGACGAAGACUGUAAUAUAAGAGUAUAUCGUGAAGAUCUUGAUGAAGAGAGUUGGGAAUUAGUUGCAAAUGACCGUGAAGGUGUAGUGAAGCUAAUCAAUACCUUAUCAGACGGUCAAGUCGGAUCUUUAGCAAUAAAUGACGACAGCAAUAGUCUAGAGAUCUCUGAAAAGCCGAUAAUUGACACAGGUCAAGUAGCAACGUCUUCACCGAGCGUUGAUGAAGAGCCGGCGUUGCAAGAGAAUGGUAGUGGGAAGGAUUCAAAGAGCCAAGACGCUGCUGUCAAAAAUCACAGCAGCCAGGAGACCAAAAUUAAUAAACCGGUCCCGGUAGUGGAGACAUCAGUAAAGAAAUCCAGUGACCCGGUUGUCAAUAAUGGCGUUGAUGGUGACAAUGACGACAGUGAGGGCGAUGAAGAUGAUGAUGAGGACGAAGAAGACGAGGAGGGUGACGAAGAAGAAGGAGAGGACGAAGAGGAAGAUGAAGAGGUUGAGGAUGAGGAGGAGGAACUGAGUAAUGAUGAAUCAACACAAAAUACUGAAGAAGAAGGAUCUCAAGAUGCCGUUCCUCCGGUAAAUUCAAAGCCCGCUUCAAAUCAAUUAAAGUUAACGAUCAACGAUAAUAAUGUUAAUGCCAAACGCAAAGCAAAUCAAACCGUUGCUCCGACUGUUUAUGAAAAAGAAAUACCUAAACUGUCGGUUAUAAAAACCAACGCUAUUGAAAUAACGCCGCUUAAGUCGAUAGAGACCCCAGUAAUUACGUCACCAUUGAAAUUAAUAAAUACACAAGAGCCUAAACAUUUUACAACUGAUUUAACAGCUUCUGUUACGAUAUCAGCCAUCAAACCGGCUCAUUUAGACGAUUCAAAGGCCAGCUCUGCAGCAAAUCCUAUUAAAGUACAUGAAAAGAUACCAGCUAAAAGUUCUCUUCCUUAUCACAGUGGUCUAGAAGUAACAUUGAAUCAUGGAAAUGUUGGUAAAUUUCCUUUGAAACCGAUAGAUCAAUUGGCUGCUAAUUUAGUGAGAAUGCAGUCGGAAAAAUUGGAGAAACCAAGUGCGUCAAAAUUGUUGGAAAAAAUUGCUGAAAAUUUAGCACGGUCUAGUAGCUCACAAGCGACAACAGUCAUGUCCAACAAUGAGGAUGAUAAAAAUAAAUUCCCGUCAGAUUUUAGCUCACGAUUAAAUCGAGCCGAAGUCGACAAGCUGAAUAUUGUCGGUUCAUCAUUGAGAUCCUCACGUGCUGGUAUAGAUUUAUCAACAUCGCGUGAUUGGGACAAUUCAAUAGAUCAUCAACAGAGUAGACCAAUGGAUUUUUCAGGCAUUGAUUUGUCUAGUCGUAAACAAUCUAAGCCAAUUGUUGAUCCUCUACCAUCACCUGGUUAUCGUGCUCCCCAAGAUUUUCAUCAGUAUCGUGAAAUGGAUUUAAGUACACGUAAAGUUAUGAAACCAGAAUUACCAAAUCUGCCUUAUGACUCACGAACAGCGAUGCUGAGAAAUCAUUCAAUGAUAACUGAUUUAAGUAAACGGCAAAUGCCAUUUGUUAACUAUGAUUUGCCACCAAGUGUUGCUUAUCAUAGCGUAGCUGCUGUUGCAGCUGCGUCUGGUAGGUUGGCUAGCAAGGAUGAGCACAGAUUACCCAGCUAUACUAUUCUACCAGAUCCAAGUAAACUCGCGUCAAUGCGCAGCGGUGCUGUAAAACGUGCAUUAGAAAUUGAUGAAACUCAACAGGACAUGUUGAAGAGAUUACGCGCUGACUUGUCAAUUGGAGCAAUGCGCGGUGUUCCUAUCGACAAAAAAUUACCCCCGUCAUUGAGUAUGGGGUUACGUCGCGAGGAUAUUGUCGGACCAGCUAUUGAAGAGCCUUUGAUGAUGGUCCAGGGUGAAGGUUCGGGUAGUGAUUGUGACGCUGGUAAUCCUGAGAUCGGUGACGCCAUUGAAGAACCGGUUGUAUUUUUUUACGGUGAAGGUUCUGGGCGUGAUUGUGAGACCGGUAAUCCUGGGGAUGAAACUUCAACGAACAAUAACAAUAAAGACAACGGCAAUGAAUCAAAAAGUGGUGAGGGAUGUAGUGAAGUGUCUGCUAGUAUUUCACAAUCAAAAAUUCAGCAACAAAGUGAAUUAAAUUGUCCAGAAACUAGCAGUAGUGCUAGUGGUAGUUGUAGUAAUUCUGUACAAUUAAAUAAUGACUGUGAAACAGAAUCUGAUAUUACGAGUAAUUGUCAAUCUAUUGACGCUGCUGAGACUUCGGAGUCAAAUAAAACUAAAUUUAAGCCUACAUUAGGGGUUCAGGUGAUCGUUAAAUCUCCUGGAUGUUCGACGAAACGGGCCAGCAGGUGGGAUGUCGGUAGACCUGACGACAAACUUGAAUGUGACAGUAGCAUAUCCAACGAAGAAAACAUAUCAAUGGAGGAGUCUUGUCCUGUUAAUGAUGCUGGUUGUCAAAGUACUAAUGACAUUGCGCUCUCUUGCGAAAUGUCAACGACGGAAUCUAAACUAGACACUGAGGCCAUCAGCAGUACUACCAAUCAAAGUAACUCUGAAAGUAUAACUUGCAUUUCAACGAUCGACUCGUCGGUAACUUUGGGUAACUCUUCGAGUGUAAUUGAUGAUACGCAAGAGACUAAAGUUGAUGAGUCGAAAUGUGAGUCUGCGCAAGUAGUUGAGUCAACAGAGGAAAAAAAUAAACCCGAUCCAAUGGACAUUGAUACGUCCAAGUGUCUAUUAGAAGAUGAACCGCCGAGAUUUUUUUUUGGUCCAAAUUGUGUCUCAUAUACGGCUUCAAAUUCAAAUAAACGUGACCAAGAUGCCACGUCGUCGUCUGUUUCUGUCUGUACGGUUAAAAUUGACCAGCAAAGAACUGAUGACAACAAUGAUGAUGAUAAUACAUGUGCAUUGGACAAUAAUAAUAUCAAAAGUAUUGAUUUACCUCAAGUUGUCACUGCAGAACCAACAAUCCAACCGGAUGUCAGCAGCAGCGGAGAUAUGAUAGCUUCGGAAAAAGUUUCAGAAGCUAAAAGUCCAAAGUCGAUUGAUAAUAAUGCUGAUGAUGACUCGCCAUUGGCGGGAUUCAGUGACAAUGAUAUUGAAGACACAUUAAAAUCUAUAAAUGACUAUCUUGAUGAAGAUAGCCAGGAUGAUAAACAACCAGAUGACAAUUUGUGUAAUGAAAUCUCCCAAGUGAUGCCUGAAUCCUCAAGUACUUCGGUUAAUUUUCCCGAGGACGAACGAGGUACCAAAGAAAUAACUGAUGACAUGACACCUGAUUCUGAAGACAAAGAUGAUAAUGGUAAUCAAGGUCAGAAUAUUUCAACGGCUGGUGCAGAAGAGGAAAUGGAAACUCAGACAAUAAAUAAACCGGAAUCAUCAACGGAUUUAGCUGAAGUUUGUUCUACAUCAGUUGGAGAUAAAGAUAAACUACAGGAUGAUUUUGAAGAAAAAGAUAAAGAGGUAGAGGUAGAGGUAGAAAAAGAGAAAGAGAAAGAGAAGGAGAAUGAAGAAGAGGGAAAACAAGAGGAAGUAGACUCAAGUGUUACUGGCAUUGAGACUAAAAUAGAGUCGAUGGAUGUGAGUAUGGAAGAAAAUUCAAGAUCUGAAGUGAUAGAUGAUAUUGCUGAAGAAAAAGACAGUAAUGUUGAUUCAAAUACUGAUGAACAAAUGAAUGCUGAUGCUGACGAUAAAGUAGAGUCGAGUACUGAUGAAAAAAUGGAUUUCAAUGUUGAGGUAAAAGUGGACGCUGCGGAAUUCGAUGACGAUAAAGUUGAAUCCUCGGUGAAUAAUCUUUGUCUACCGGUUGAAGAACCGGUUGAAGACAAAGAGGAUUCAAGUACUGAAAGAAGUAAUGAUGCUUUAGCAUUCGAAGUUGAAAAAGUAGAAGCUCAAGCAUCGUGUAGUAAUGCUGAAGCAUUAGAGUUAAAUAAAUCCGAGACCAAAGAAAAUAUUACUUCUGAUAAAUUAGCAUCUGAUGUUGAGUCCACGAUUCCUGAAUCAUUGGAAAAAGUAUCUAUUCAAGAUGAAUCUCCAUCGGCAGCAAUAUCUGCCACAGUUGAGUCAAGUAUUCCUGAAUCAUCUGAAAGUAUGUCAGUAGAAAAUGAAGAACCAGCAGCACAAGCAGCAGCAGAAGUUGUUGAGUCAACAAUUCCAGAGUCAUCUGGUGUAUCAGCUGAAAAUGAAGAACCGGCAGUUGAAUCAUCUAUUCCAGAGUCUGAGUCUUCUAUUCCAGAAUCUUCAGGUUUGUCAACUCAAUAUGAAGAACAAUCAGCUGUUGGAUCAACGAUUUCAAGUGACAGAGACUUGGAAAAUAUUAGAGACAUUGAAAAAACAAAUGACUCUAAUGAUCCAUUCAAUUAUAAUUUAUCAGAGGAUCAAAGUAUGUCAGUAGAUCAAGACUCAAAUGAGUCAAUGAUUAUCGAUGACAGAACAUCUGAAUCAGUGGACUCAAUUAAAAAUAAUGAAACAGAAUCAACUGAUAAAAUUAAUGAUCCAGAAGCUGUUGUAGAUUCUAGUGAAAUAACUCAAGCAGCUUCUACAUCAGAGUCUCCAGUAGUUGAUACUGUUGACUUUGUUUCUGAAAAGUCUGUAGCUGCUGAAGCGCUGGAACCAGCAGCCGAAUCAUCUAAAGCUCAAGACGAAGAUGUUCUGAAGGAAUUUAAAGAUGAAAGUAAAGAUUGCGAAGCCGUUGAUUCUACGACUGGUAAAGAUGCCAGUGAAUUUAGUGAACACGUGGAUCUUAAUCUUGCUGCUGAGGAAGACUCGUCCAAAUCUGUUUUAGUGAGCCAGACAUCGCUGGUUGCUAAUUAUGGGAGUGAUGACUCCAAUGAUGUCGGCAGUGAUGAUGUUUUUAAUGAAAGUAAAGUAGAGACAACUGCUGGUCAAGAUAAAGAAGCUGAAUCAGUAGGGAGUGAAGCUGCUCAAAUUGAAGCUGAACCUGAACUUGAACCUGAACCUGAACCUGAACCUGAACCUGAAGAAUUAGAAUCAAAAGCAUCAGUAGAGGAAUCAGAAUUAGAAUCAAAAAUAUUUGUACCUGUUGAUGAUGAACCUAAAGAUGUUUUACCUGAAACGACAGCUGAUAUGGAGACUGAUAGGCCUAAAAAUUCAGAAGAAACUGAAGUUGAAGAUGAACAUAUUGAAGACCAGGUGGAGAAAGUGGAAAAAGAAGAUGAAAGUGUUCAAGAGACUGAUUCUGCUGAAACUAUGAAAGAAUCUGCAGCUACAGAAGUCAUUGAACCUGUAGAUGAUCCAGUAGUUCUAGAUAAUCAAGUAGUUGAAGCUGUAAAAAAUUUAGCAGUUACUGAUGAUAAACCAAUGGAAGCUGAAGAAGAUCCAGCAGUUACGGAAAUUAAAUCUGUUGAACCUGUUGAAGAUUCGGUGAGACCAGAAGUCGAGCCAGUGGAAUCUGUUGAUGAAAGUUUAGACCAAGAUAAAUCAUCUGAAUCUGUAGAAGAUUCAGUGGUGCAAGAAGUUGAACCGAUUGAAUCUUUAGACAAAGGAGUUGGUCCUAUUCAGUCAACAGAUUCAACAGUUUUGGAUAUUAAACCGAUUGAAUCUGUUGAAGAUUCAAAAGCCCAACCAGUGGAAUCGGUAGGAGACUUAGGUCUACAAGAUGUCAAAGCACUUGAAUCUGUAGAAGAAUCAACAGAUGCAGAAAUUAAACCUCUGGAAGACGAUUUAACUGGUCAAGAAGCUGAGUUGAUUGAAUCUACUAAAGGGACAGAAAUUUCAGAAAUUAAAUCUAUUGAAUCUGUAGAAAAUUUAACUGCUCAAGAAAUCAAAUCCACUGAACCACUAGAAGAUUCAGCAGCACCAGAAAUUAAAUCAAUUGAACCAACGGAAGAUUCAGCAGCUACAGAGAUUAAAUCUAUUGAACCAACGGAAGAUUCAGCAGCUUCAGAAAUUAAAUCAAUUAAACCAACGGAAGAUUCAGCAGCUUCAUACAUUAAAUCGAUUGAACCAGUAGAAGAUUUAGCAGCUUCUGAAAUUAAAUCAAUUGAACCUGUAGAAGAUCCAGCAGCUUCAGAAAUUAAAUCAAUUGAACCUAUAGAAGAUUUAACAGCUUCUGAAAUUAAAUCAAUUGAACCUGUAGAAGAUCCAGCAGCUUCAGAAAUUAAAUCAAUCGAACCAGUAGAAGAUUCAGCAGCUGCAGAAAUAAAAUCAAUUGAACCAGUAGAAGAUUUAGCAGCUUCAGAAAUUAAACCAAUUGAACCAAUAGAAGAAGAUUUGACUAUUGAACCAGUAAAAUUAAAUGAAACUGUUGAAUCUUCAUCAUCACUUGAAAAUAUUAAAUUGAAUGAAGCUGUUGAAGAAAAUUUGACAGUGCAAGAGAUUAAACAAAAUGUAGCCACUGAAAAAGAUUUAACAGUUCAAGAGCCUAAAGUACUUGAAGCUGAAAAUUCUACAGCAGUUCAAGAAUCAGAAUCAAUUGAGCCUAACAAAUGUAAUUUAAUACAAGAAAUAAAAUCCACUGAAGUCGAAAAAAAUUUAUCAGCUACAGAAAUAAAAUCAAUAGAAGCAGAAAAAGAUUUAUCUUCCGAAAUAAAAUCCAUUGAUGUUUCUCAAGAUUCAAGUGUCGUAAAAAAUAAAUCAUUAGAUUCUGAAAAUUUAGUGGAUGAAGAAAUCAAAGCCCUUGAAAUUAUUGAGAAAGAUUCAACCGUUACCGAAAUUAAACCAAUUGAAGUCGAACAGGGUCCAAUAGUUACCGAAUCAAUAGUUCAAGGAGUUGAAAAUGAUCUCGAAACUAAAGAGAGUACCAGCAAAGAAAUUACACCAGACGUGAAAGCUAAAGCGAUCGAUUCGCCAGCCUUCCUUUUAACGUCAAAAGAAAAAUCAUUAGAGGUCGAGCCCGAGCUGUCUACUAUGCUCCAGAUAAAUGAGUUUAAAGAUCAAAACAAACACAAUACAGAUAUACCAGUUGAGAUUCCUGACAAUAAAGUUAAUGAAGAAUACAAAACAAUUGAAAUAAAUGAAACUAAAAUUACUCAAGACGUUUAUAAAAUUUCUAAGGAACAGCCAGUUUGCAGUAACGAUCUCUCAAGAUUUAAUUCAAAGAAAGAUUACUAUUUAGCAGAUCAGAAAAAGGCUAGAGAACAAGACCAAGACCAAGAUGAAGAUGAAGACGAAGAUGAUGACGAUAAUGGAAAUGAAAAUCAAGAUGAAGAUGAGGACGAAGAAGAUGAGGAUGAAAAUGAAGAUGAUCAAGAGCCAAUUGUCCAAGUUUGCAAGAGACCUAGAACAGAAAAAAUUGAAGAAUUUAAAGAGGCUGCUUUAUCAAAGUCAUCAACAAUAACUCCAGCAGCAACAACAACUGAAAAUUUAAUUUAUGAAAAUAAAAUAUCGAGUGAUAUCCAGCAUAACAGUGAAUAUAUCCAGCCGUUAAUUGUAGCAGCGCCAGUAGCAGCUGUAGCAAAUGCUGACAAUGACUACAAUACAACAGUGCAAGCUGACAACAAAUCUUUCACCAUCCUAGACAACGCGUCUUCUGAUACAUAUGCAAAAGACACCAACACUCUGAAUAAAAAUUUACCUAGUGUUGAUCUUAAUCAAAAGCAGGAUCCACCAGAGUGUAAAUCAAAUUUAGUAGUCAGUAAUGUCAAUGCGGAAUUAACUCCAGAUAUUGUUAUUACCGGGUCGGAGUUUAAAUCUGAUGUUAAAAAAGAGGCAAGCAAAAGAAUCCACAUUCCCAUGGACCUCGAAGAUCUUCCUCCGGUCAAAUUGAAACCCGGCACGGAUUUUAUGAAAGAAGAGCCACGGGCGUUUGCUAAUGACAUCAAAGCUAUUGCUGAUGAAAAGACAGAGAUUUGCAAUACGUCGAUAUCAACAGACAAUACCUUGGCUCCGGUUCUUGAGCCCGAGAGCAAGGAAGUGGAAAUAAUUAAGUAUGAAGAUAUUAAACAGGGUCGUAAUAAUAUCAUUGAAAAGUCGGGUAAUGAAGAGGAAGUGACGGUAACGAGCAUUGAAAAUGUCAAACUGAUGGAUUUUUCUGCGAGUGAUGUCAAAUUAGAUUACGAUGACUCGGACGAUUCCAUGGGAAUUGACAAUGAGUGUGCGUUUGAACCAACGGAAGAAGACCCGCUGGCUACCACCGAAGACGACGUGGCUAAACAAAUUGAACUGGACGAUUUGAAAUUAAAUGUAAGGGUUGAGUCUGUCAAUGAAGUCAAGUAUGAGGGAUGGAAACUCGAUUCUACUGAGACAUUUACGACGAUGACGCCGUUGACCAAAGUGUCGAGAAAAAGACGCAAUAGUGCGCAUGAAUCAAAUUCUGAUGACGGUACUGGUCGUCAGGACAAUGAAGACGAAGAGGGGAUGGGUGGAAAACGUAUUAAGUUGAGAGGGAAGCGGACACCUGAUGUUGCGCUGAGAAAAUCUGUUGAAAACAGUAGGGUAGAAGCGGCAAGUUCUGAAGAGGAAGACGAAGCUGAAGAUGACGUGAAAGCUGAACCCGCUACGGAAGUUGAGAAGGCUGAUGUUAAAGCUGCCGUAGGUGGUGAUGCUGCUAAACCCCGUGUCAAAGCUAAAGCCCGUAAGCGACGGGGAUUUAGAUCCAAACGUCGGGCCUCGAGGCACAAAAAACCGGAACUUGCUCCAACAACUACUGAAACCCCAGCGGCUGGUGAAGACAAAACGCCGAUGGAAGAUAACACAGAAUCGACUCCAAGUGCUCGGAAAAAACGCAAGAAAAGAAAAAUGGUACUGGGACUUGAGAUUGGUAUUGAUAUUAAACCAGAAAUUCAGGCAAAUGAUGCUGGUGAAACACCGGUAAGACAAUCUCGUAGAAUUGCCCAGUUGAAGAUCAAAGAGGAAGCUGAUAGACGUAGAAUUGAGGAAGAGGCGUUGGGUGAAUUGAAAGGGAAAAAAGAUGCGUCUGAUAAGAAAAAACGUAAAAAACAAAAACCAGAGAGUGAAGAUGAAGUGGUGGUCAAGGAGGUUGAGAAGGAAACGAAGAAAAAGAAAAAGAGAAAGAAGAAAAAGAAGGAAGCUAAAUUUAAUGAAGCGAAACCUUGGCAAAGUUCUUCGGGGUCAAGUAGCGAAGAUGAAAAUAAUCAUGAUGAAGAUGAGGACGAUAUUGAAGAUGAUAUUGAGAGUGAAGGGUCCCUGCUCUUUAAAAGUGAUCAUGAAUUUUCACCCGAGAGUGAUUUGGAGAAAGACCAGGAGCCUGAACCAAUGCGACGAGCAAGAACUGCAAGAAAACCUGAAAGUAAUGUCGAGGAAGCGGAUGAUGAGUACGCGUGUCAGAAAUGCGGGAAAGCUGAUCAUCCUGAGUGGAUUUUAUUGUGCGAUACCUGCGACAAAGGAUGGCAUUGCUCGUGUUUAAGACCCGCGUUGAUGCUGAUACCCGAAGGCGACUGGUUCUGUCCUCCUUGUCAGCACAAAUUGCUUGUCAAUAAAUUACGCGACAGUUUGAAAAAUUACGACCAGUUGGCAAAACGCCACGAGAAUGAACUGCUGAGAAAGAAGAGACUGGCUUACGUGGGCAUCAGUUUGGACAACGUACUGCAAAAAGACGGCCACCGCAGUCAGAAAUUGCGGCAAUCACGUGACGAUGACGACGACGAUGACUCUGAUGAUGAGGACGAUGACAACGACAAUGAUAGGGAUCAUCGUCGCGGCUCAUCAUCUUCGUCUUCAUCUUCUUCCGGAUCUGGUAGCUCCGGUAGCUCCGACUCCAGUAGCGAAGAAAGCGAACCUGUCUACCAGUUACGUGAACGUCGCUGUGCUAAUACUAGUUAUAAAUUUAAUGAAUACGACGACAUGAUCAACGCUGCUAUCCAAGAUGAAGUUGAAGCAGUCCAGGGUGCUGGUAAUCAAGGCCGUGGCAAAGAUAUUUCAACAAUCGUCAAUGCCGAGAAGGAGGACGCGAGUGAAGAAGCAUUCAACAAGAAAGACGAUGACGAUGAUGAUGAUGACGACGAUGAUAAACAAUCUGAUAAAGACAGCGACAAAGAUUACACUGUUGACAAGGAUGAAGACAUCGACGAAGAUGCUGAAGAACGACGUAAAGUUGCUGCCAGAAAAAUGCUCGCCAAGAAGAAACACCGUAAGCUAAACAGUCUGGAUAUCAGUAGCGAAGAUGACCCAGAGAGUGACGAAGACUUUAAGGGCAGCGACAGCGACGAAGAAGAAGACUAUGAAGAUCAAAUGGAUUCUUCUGAUGACAGCUCAUUCACUGCCUCACGUCGACGCGGCGGUAAGAAAAAUCAUCGCCCGGUACGAAGAUCCACCAGGGCAGCGCGUAAAACUCGUUAUGACGAAGAUUUUAUCAAUGACGACAGUGAUGACUCCGGUCGUCCGAAACGUAAAAAAUCUAAAUCCACGUGGGAUGACGAGUCUGAGAGCGAGGAAAGUGACAAUUCCUGGCGUAGUAGAAAGAAGAAGAGCAAAUCUUCGUCGUUUGCUAAAUUAAAAACUUUGUCAAGAAGUAAAGCGAAGAAAAAGAAGAAGAGGAAACGUAUUAUUGAGCCGGAAAAUAAGAGCGAUGAUGAUAAUGAUAAUGACAAUGAAAAUGAUAACGAUAAUGAUAAUGACAAUGACAAUGGUAACGAGAAUGAGACCAAUAAUGAUAACAAUGAAAAUGAAACUGAAAUGGUUGUCGCUAAUGAAGCAGUCAAUGAAAAUGCAGUUGAAAACAAACCGGACCAACCAGCUGAAGAAGAGGAAGAAGAAGAAGACGAGGAAGAGGAGGAGGAAGAAGAAGAAGAAGAGGAGGAAGAAGAUGAAAAAGAACAAGCAGAUGAAGAAAUGGAACAAGACGAGCCUGUUCAACCUGUCCCUAUUGCUGAACCUAUUGUUGAACAAACUCUGCCGGUACAACCACCCGUUGCUAUUCCUGUUGCUACUGAGCCGACACCUGUUCCUAUCGCUCCUGUAGCUGCGGCUCCUGUUUAUGAUGACAGCAAGGAGAUGGCUGUUGAUGAACCUAAAGAAGAAAAUCAUCAUGUGCCGCAGCACCAGGUACCUGAAGCAGCAAAACCUGAAUUUACCGCCGAAUUUCCUGAUCAAGUACAACAGCAACAACAACAAAUCCAAAUCCAACAACAACAACAACAACAACAACAACAACAACAACAACAACAACAGCCAGCACUGACUGAGCAAGAAAUGGACAAGAAAGAGAAGAAAAGGCAGAAGAAAAGCGGGAUUAGAAGGAAAAUUAUUUACGGCGGUUUACCUGACGAUAGACCUCAGCAAGAAGAAGAGGAACCGCUUGGCAGACGCACUAGGGGACGGAAAAUAAACUAUCAAGUUGACAUCAUUAUGUCUGACAGCGAAGAGGAGUUGAAAAAGGCGCUGAGGAAAACUGAAGAGAGUGAAGACGAAUUUUUAGUACACGACAAUGACGAUUUGCGUGACAAUGACGACAAAGACUCGGAUUCAGGUGACAUUUAUUCGCCAAAGAAAGAUGGGCCUAAAGGAAAGAAUAAAUCUCCCAAGAAUCGUAGAUCUAAAAAGAGUCCAGCUUCAAGAAAGGGACUGAUUGAUAACGGAGAGCCUAAGCAGAGGAAGAAACCAGGACCUAAACCAGGCAGUAAAAAUAAACCUCGACCGUCAUUGCCUGGAAUGAUGUCUUCAUUAGAAGGUGGUGUGAUGGGAGACGUUCCCGAAGGUUCGUUAACCGGGUUGGGAUCUGCCGACCUGGCGGAUCUCGACGAGGAGCAGCUCGAGCAGAUGAUGAUGGAGGACGAGGAGUACGGAAGACGUCAGCUCGAGCUCGCGGCCAUUGAGAUUGCGAAGAACAAGAAAAAAGAAGAGCGGGAAGCUAAAAAACUUGAGAAAGCGCGGCUCAAAGCACUGGAGAUCCUUGCUGCUGAACAACAGCGAGAUCCCAAUACACUGGAGGGUCCUGAUGGCGAAGCUCCGAAGAAAAAGAAACGAGGGCGUCGUAGUAAAGCUGAGAUACUUGCUGAGCAGAUGCGACGUGACAGCAUGGGAGCUGCUGCUGGUGGCUUACCACCAAUGGAUCCAAAUAUACCGAUAACUGUUAAUCCAGCACUGGGGCAAGCUUUGCCUCCGGAUGUGAUGAUGCCCGAGAUGGAGCGACCAGUCGAGAGUCAUUUACCGCUCAUAACUGGACCUGAUGGACAGCUGUUCAAUCCUGAUGGAUCACUGGUGAAGCCUAAGAGACGCGGUCGGGGUAAAGGUAAAAAGACCCUAGCGAUGGAGGCCGCGCGAGCUGCUGAGGCUGCCGCAAAGGCUGCCGAAGCUGCUGGGCUUAGUUUGAGCGGUGAUUCUGAAUUAAAAGAUGAUAUUCCUAAUGUUCUUCCUACACCAGGCAGCAGCACAUCAGGCUCAGCGCCCUCAACACCACCAGCAAGUGCUGUUUCAUCUCAAGGUCUACCAGUAACGCAAUCAAAUCCAUCAUCAGUCUAUUCCCAAUUGCCACCAAGUCAACAGUCUUCCGUGAUCACGCGAAUGCUUCAAUCCCAGCCAGUAUCUAAUUCACCACAAUCAUUCACUGCAGCUGCUGCUGCUAUGGGACAAAAGUACUUUGGAGUACCAAAUACAACUGGUCCAAUGAUGCCUAAUCCACGUUCCAGUUAUGACAUGUCACCACGUGGUAGGAUACCGUCGCCUUACAGUACUAGGCAACCAGGACAACCGGUAAUGCCACCGCAUUUCGCAGCUGUGAGAUCGGGAAACCCUCCGCCGAUUAUGAGAAUGCGAGUACCUGGACCGGCUCAACUUUACCACACACCCCAUCAUCCAAUGGAUCCGUCACCGUCUGGAGGCGGGCCUAUUUCAAUCAGCAGUCGUGAUCGCGCAUCACCACUGGGACCUGGUCCAGCAAUGAUUUCAGCUUCCGGUAGUCCACUUGGUAAAGGCGGUCCUACACCUCCACCUUAUGUACGAAGUGGCCCACCACUGUCCCGAUUCCCCGACACGGGGCCUCAGCUAGGUCCGAGACAUCAGUUACCACCAUUUACAAGUGCCUCGGCAGUGAAUCACAGUCUGCAACAGCCAUCACCGCCACCGAAUCGACCACCAGGUAAUUUUUCACCGUAUCAUCCUCAGCCACCGCCCAACUAUCACUACGGAGCUUAUCCACCGCCAGCUCCUAUGACCACUGCCGACGACGCAGCAGCUUAUCAAGGAUCUCCCUACUCAGCCGAGCAUUUUUCAACAUCUACUGAAAAUCCACCGCCACCACCGCCGACAAUUCAAGCGCCGCCUGCGCCUCAGUCUUCACAACCACCAGCACCACCGCCACCUCAUUCUACAGAGCCGGCUCACGCCCACGCACAUCCUGUGCCCCAUGGUCCAGCUCACGGUGGACCUGGUCCAGGUCCUGGACACCCGACUGGUCAUCCUCCGGGUCAUCCCGGGCACCCGCCCGGUCAUCCUGGACACCCUCCAGGUCAUCCCGGACAUGGAAAAUACGACGAAGAAGGUACUGGUGAAUUUGGCGGCCUAGUUUCUUAUUUCAGUAGCCAACGGGAGGACGAUCUCGACUCGUAGCAUGAGUGAGUUCUUGGCCAGCCUUAAAUCUUUUUCUUAUCCAAAAGAUUUAAUUAUUAUUAGCGAACUCAUCAUAACUUUUAUUACGAUUCAACUACAUACUGUCCUCUGACUUCAUAUCGUAUUUGAAUAAUAUUUUAUCUCACCAACGAAUUCAUUUUAAUGCGUGAAAAUUUAUACUGAUUAAUUUUUAUCAUAAAUUACUAAGUGCCAUUGGAUUUAUUAGUAAUUAACAAAUUAAUCAAUCAAUCAGUUAACUAUCGAGACAGUCGAAGAUGAGUUCAAGGUUGGCCAAGUCGACUUAAGUUCAAAAAAAUUUUUUUUCUUUUAAUUAACCAACAAAUUAAUUUUUAUACAUCAGAUUAUUGUCUCUAAAUUUAUUUAAUUUUUUUCUUUUUUACAAACAAAAAUUGUGGGCACUCGCAAUAUCUAUUGACCGAAAUAAUUUAAAAAUUUGGUUGUGCUAUCGGUCAGUUAAAUUUAUAAAUUAAAAUAUAAAAACUAAAGAGUUUAAAAUUUAACUGCUUAAAAUCCUGAUAAUUUUCUAAGCCGGUGUUUUUUUUUAUGUACAUAUUGUAAAUAUAAAUAUAAAAGAAGAAACAAAUAAUAACAAUUAGAUUCUAUAUUACAUGUAUUAUAUAUUAAACAGUCGCGUAAAAACAAAUAAAAAAAAAAUAAAUAAUAAUAAUAAUAAUAAUUAUCUAAGUUAGUGCAAAGGGCACAAAUGUAAUAUUUAAAAAUAUAAUAAAUUUUAAAAAAAUAUAAUUAAUUAAUAAAAUAAAUAAAAAUACGGCAUCUGAAUCUUGAUAUAUAUUAAGACUAAUACCAUUUUAUUUAUAAUUAUAAAGAAAAAAAAUAAAUAAUGAAUUUAUAUAUUAGAAUUAUCUAUUGUAUUUUACAAAUUUUACUUCGUAAUUAAUCUAUAUAAAGAUAAAUUAAUAAAUAAAAUAUAGUUAUAUAUUAUUAUUAUUAUUAUUAUUAUUUGGUCGUUAAUUAAAAAUGAGUCAUACAAAGAGAAUCAUUUGAAAGUUCAAAGCAUUUUUAUAUUCCAUAAAAAAAAAAUAUAAUUAUAUUAAAAAAAUAAAUAAUUAAUAAAUUUAAUUGUGAAUCGUGUGUACAGCGAUGAGAAAAUAAAAAGUAAAUGAUCUCCUAAUUAAGUAAAGAAGAUAAAUAAAAAUAAAUUAGAGAAAAUUAUAAUUUAAGGAAUUAAAUGAUUUGUUCUUUCAAUAAUCCUUGGGUUUGAGGAUAAUGAUGUGCCCUAAUUAGACUCAUUUUGUUGGCGAACCAGCAAACCGAUGAUUGGAAUACACGGAAAUAAAUAUUAUCUAUUUAGUUAUUACUCGUAUACUAUAUAUAUAAAUAUAUAUAUA
This is a messenger RNA of Microplitis mediator, 16504 nucleotides long. Its product is annotated as titin. The record is from RefSeq and is a predicted model, not a curated record. The coding region runs from base 1230 to 15134 and encodes 4634 amino acids. The transcript has 8 exons. NCBI's taxonomy places the organism in Eukaryota, Metazoa, Arthropoda, Insecta, Hymenoptera, Braconidae. Gene Ontology annotation, cellular component: RSF complex. Gene Ontology annotation, biological process: regulation of DNA-templated transcription.